Molecule: messenger RNA, 3280 nt
Organism: Apodemus sylvaticus (European woodmouse)
Lineage: Eukaryota; Metazoa; Chordata; Mammalia; Rodentia; Muridae
Gene: Maneal
Product: mannosidase endo-alpha like
Exons: 4
Coding region: 111-1469 (452 amino acids)
Cellular component (GO): Golgi apparatus
Molecular function (GO): alpha-mannosidase activity
Source: RefSeq, a predicted model, not a curated record
GAGCCGCCCAGGGCGCGCGGCGCUCGCGGGCCGUGGUCUGGGACGCGCGGGCGGGCAGAAUGGCGCAACUCCCGGGCUGGUAGCGCGGCGGCGGGCACCGCGGGAAAGCCAUGGCUCGGCGGCGGCGCCGCGCCUGCAUCGCGCUCUUCCUGGUGCUGCUCUUCGCCUUCGGCACGCUCAUGGGGCUGCGCACGCUCAAGGCCCCGGACGGGCUGCCCGCGCUGGGCCCAGGCCCGGAGCUAGCACCGUUCGAGCGGCGUCCCGAGGGGAACCCUGCUCCCGCCCGCGCCCCGGCUGCCCCCGCCGCGCCGCCGCCACCCCCGCCGCACACCGCCGCCCCGCGCGCCUCGCUGGGCCCGGCCGAGGCCGAUCCCGCACCCCGGCAGAGCCUGCGCGUCUACUCCGAUCUGCAUGCCUUUUACUACUCCUGGUACGGGAGUCCGCGGCGCGAGGGCCACUACAUCCACUGGGAUCAUGUCAUGGUGCCGCACUGGGACCCCAAGAUCUCAGCCAGCUACCCACGUGGCCGCCACAGCCCUCCAGAUGACUUGGGCUCCAGCUUCUACCCGGAGCUCGGGCCUUACAGCUCGCGGGACCCCGACGUGCUACGAGAGCACAUGACCCAGCUCAAAGAAGCUGCCAUCGGGGUUUUAGUUCUCUCCUGGUAUCCGCCUGGCAUGGCUGAUGAUAACGGGGAGCCCACAGACGACCUGGUACCUGCCAUUCUGGACACUGCCCACCAGCACAGCAUCCAGGUGGCCUUCCAUAUCCAACCCUACAAGGGCCGGGAUGACAUCACUGUCCAUGACAACAUCAAGUACAUCAUUGACACGUAUGGCUCCCACGGUGCAUUUUACCGUUAUAAGAAUAGCGUGGGCAAGAGCCUCCCUCUCUUUUAUAUCUACGACUCCUAUCUGACAUCCCCUGAGGCCUGGGCCCACCUCCUGACACAAAACGGGCCUCACUCUAUCCGCAACACUCCCUAUGAUGGGGUCUUCAUAGCUCUGCUCGUGGAGGAGAGCCACACCCAUGACAUCCUUGCCGGAGGAUUCGAUGGAAUGUACACCUACUUCGCCUCCAACGGCUUCUCCUUUGGCUCCUCCCAUCAGAACUGGAAAGCUGUGAAGAACUUCUGUGAUACCAACAACCUGAUGUUCAUCCCUAGUGUGGGGCCUGGGUACAUUGAUACCAGCAUCCGGCCCUGGAACAACCACAAUACUCGGAAUAGGGUUAACGGCAAGUACUAUGAGACGGCCCUGCAGGCGGCCCUGACUGUGAGGCCUGAGAUAGUUUCUAUCACCUCCUUCAAUGAGUGGCACGAGGGCACACAAAUUGAGAAAGCUGUCCCUAAGACGACGCCGACUCGCCUGUAUCUGGACUACCUUCCUCACCAGCCCAGUCUGUAUUUAGAGCUGACCCGCCGCUGGGCGGAGCACUUCAUCAAGGAGAAGGAGCAAUGGCUGCUGUGAGGGAGCAUUGUCCAAGCAAACCUCCACAGCUCACCAAGCUGGUUCAGCUGAGGAUAUGGGCACUCACUAGUCCUAAGUAGCAACUGGGAGCAUCUGGGUGGCCCAGCUAGCUCAUGGAGACAUGGAGACAGAGCCUGGCACUUGGACUGGCGGUGCUGGGAAGCAAGGCAUGGUGAGGCGGGAGGGGAGGGGGGCAAGCGGCUGCAGUGGCUUCCGGAGGCUCCACGACCCUCGGCUUCUGGCUGUGACGGGGAAUUAUAGAGAGGAAUUGUGCAAGCCACUGUGCUUAGAAGGGUCUCAGGGUUCUAAGCUAGCAUGCACCUUCCUUCUUUUGGACAGCCACCUUCCCACAUCUUGCUGAACCCAGGGAACCAAAUUUGACACUUCUAAGAGGACUUUACGGUCCUUCCAGUAGACUCCUGUGCCCUGUGAUUAGGAACAUUGAGCACCCACUCAUUACUAAGGGCCUGUCAGGUGCUGGGGAAUGCGAGCAAGGUUUCCUUCCCAAAGCUUACAGGAUCCUGCUCUUGGUGUGACUGUAGCUAGCACCUUGGCUGCUUUCGCUCUUUGCAGCUACACUCAGGCCCUGGAGUUCAGCUAUUUUUUUCCUCCAAGUUAUACCUCUGUGCUCCGGAGCCUGUCCCAGAUGAACAUGGUCACUCCUUUCAGCUGUCUAGGCCACUCACUAGGGCCAUUUUCAGCGCUACUGUGAUUUGUAUUAAAUAUGAAAUGGUGUUUGCCAGUACAUUCCUCUUGCAGCCCUCAUAAAUGCUGACCACUAGGUCAGUCUGGGACAAAUCAGUGUACAGCUAGGCUGGCUAGCUUUAGCACAGUGGAGACUGCUUAAAAGACUAGUUUACAUAAGAGUUCUAGGGAGUUAACAAGUCAGUGCUUACUUACAAAUAAACUAAUGCUACUUGGAAGAAUCCUUGUUAAAGUAAAACCUGAUGAAUAUUUUUCAGCAAGAUUCUUGAAAAGAAAAUGUCCACUGGAACCCACUAGACUGGUUACAGGCUAAAGCUAAGCCACUGACUCUGGGAAAUGGAUGCAGAUGGAGGAUGAGGUGGGAUACUUGUCACUUCAAGGACAUCAGCCCAGUCACCAACACUCAUCCUACCCAACAGAUGAGCUGUACUGACCCACCCAGCUCGUAGCUUAGUUGAAAGGGCUGGAUUUAACCAGUGCUGAUUUGAUUCCAUGCAUAUAUACUGUGGAUAUGGCAAGGCAGCAGGAAGGAGCAGGCAUCCUCAGUGAAACUUAACACAGAUUUUCUGAAGGCUAAUAUACAUCAACAGCCACAAUGCACAUAUAUGUCUUGAUGGAGAAAUCCUACCCUAAGGAAAUAGUUCAAAAGAAAAAUAAACCACUUACAAUUGUUUGUAGAAGCAAUAUUUAAUAACAAAAAAUUACAGUUCAAAUACCCAAAAAUAAUUAUGCAAAUAUUUGGUAGACAUAUGAACAAGGAUAAAAGGGCUUCUGCAUAAACAAUAAAGCUAAAUAAAUUACACAUAGAACUCUAUCAAUAAAUAAGAAAGUCACUGGCUGAAAAAAGUCAAGAUUUUAUUUUUCAAUAUUUCACUUGGGACUCCUAGAAUAAUUUCCCCCAAAUGACCACUCCCCUGUACCCAGAAAGCUUUGGCCUGGGCUCCUUGACUUUGCUGCAUUGGUCCUAAGAUUUCUAGACUGCAUUAGUGCCUCCAGCUGGUUUGACAUCAAAUGUCACUGUUCCCCAGAAAGCAGCUUUAAAUGUAUUCUAAUUCUGUACUCAAGUUACUUAACUUAAAAGGGGUGGGGGUGAGAGGGGCACUGUU